Messenger RNA from Drosophila navojoa, 718 nucleotides. RefSeq lists its product as uncharacterized. Lineage: Eukaryota; Metazoa; Arthropoda; Insecta; Diptera; Drosophilidae. Gene Ontology annotation, cellular component: trans-Golgi network. The record is from RefSeq and is a predicted model, not a curated record.
CACUUAGUGUGGAACAGCGUAUUUUUAACCAAAAAGUGGUUGUUUAGUAUUCCGUGUAUUUUCUCUUAAUAAAACUUAAAAAAUUCAUUUAAUUCAUUGUUAACUCCUUGCUAUAACAUUAUUCAUCAUGUCGAUAAUAAACAACGAUGAUAAUAUAAUGGCUAUUGACGAAGAUCCGCAGGUUAUUAUCAACGAUGAUGAGCCCUCGACAACGCAAAACAUCGCCAACGGCCGAUCUAUGGAUUCGCUGCGCUCCUCAUUUACCAAUCAGAGCUCAACUCCAGAUUCAUCUCAUAAUUCGCUUGACACCCUUGAUGUGGGGCCGGACGACAUACAGGAGAAAUCACGUUUGAUUACGCAGGUUCUGGAGCUACAAAAUACGCUCGAUGAUUUAUCACAGCGCGUGGACUCUGUCAAGGAAGAGAAUCUAAAAUUACGCUCGGAAAAUCAAGUGCUUGGUCAAUAUAUUGAGAAUCUGAUGUCCGCCUCUUCUGUCUUUCAAUCGACCAGCCCGAGUGCAUCAAAAAAGAAGUAGGCGAAGGAUGAGCGCUACCUACCGACACAAAAUAUGCCUUGUCAUUUUUUAUAUACAUUAAUGCUUUUGUUAUUGCUGCAAAGUAAUUGAUGUUCGCUAAUCUGUCGAAUUUGUGCACAAUAUAAUUUUUAUUAUUAGUUAGAACAUACGCUUAUAUAUGCUAUACACAUAUACCAUAUAUAU